AUGGGUAAUUCAGUUAGCUGGGUAGCACAAUGUUUAUACCCGAAAGAUCAAGUGUUUUGGGCUGCAGUACAUUACAAUGACGUGGAUGCUAUCCGUUCGGCAACCUUGCGCCUUACGCCAGAGACUCGCAGAUAUUUAGAAUGGCAAGAGCCCGAAACUGGUCGCACUGCACUACUGGAAGCUGCAGCGAAAGGCUAUUGCGAAUGCGCUCGAAUGCUUAUUAAAGCUGGAGCUAAUUGCAAUGUAAAAGAUCUUAGAAUGAAUACGCCAUUGCAUUUUGCAUGCAAACGAGCUCAGUCGGAAUUGGUGCAGCUCCUAUUGGAGGUCCCUACAAUGAUCCCAUUUGAAGUCAAUCUGUAUAUGAAAACUCCAUUAGAUAUAGCACGAAAGCGCUUUUCAACCGAAGAGGUAGAGGAUGAAGCUCAGGCGUAUGCGAAAUGCAUUGAUCUGCUUGAAAAGUCAUUUUAUUUGUACAGUGGAUGGCUAUACGAAAAGACAGAUAAUGUCUUGUCAUAUAUUUCAAGAGUCUCAUCGCUUCAUUCGUGGACACGACGUUGGUGUGUCGUAUUAGAACGUGGAGACCCAGAUGUGCUGGAGUUAGCUUUUUUUAACAAAGAUUCUGACGGAGUGCGUUCUGUGUGCCCAACGUCAGUUAUGCUAUAUAACGUUGCAGCUGGAUCCGAAGUCACGAAUGAUUCAAGCUGGUUAAGUCGUAAAAAGUUUGCUUUCAUUUUGCGCGGUGAUCAUUUGAGUCAAAGUCAUUACAGAGGACCCACAGCAAGUUCAACCGCGAUAUUUCAUGUUUCGCUACUGUAUAAUCUACUCCGAAAGCACGACAAGCGGCGUCCAUGGUGGAGCCAAAUUGAACCAAAUUUACUACUUGGUGCACUUCCAUUGCGAGAUAUGAAGCAUAUGGAGCAGUUGAUCCAGGGUGUGGGCGUGAAAGCUAUUGUAACGAUGAACCAGCCUAUAGAGUUACUGCCAAACUUGAUAUCAACGCCUAUUUCACCAAUCGAAUGGGAGAAUGCUCGGAUUGCUCAGUGUUUUGGCUCAACAGAAGACUUUUCCUCACCGACACUAGAAACAAUCGAAAAAUGUACCAUCUUUAUUCAUGAACAUGUUGAUAUGAAGCAGCAAAUAACAAGAAGCAUUAGAGUUUGUGAAAAGUAA
Messenger RNA from Plasmopara halstedii, 1170 nucleotides. RefSeq lists its product as hypothetical. The coding region runs from base 1 to 1170 and encodes 389 amino acids. The transcript is spliced from 8 exons. NCBI's taxonomy places the organism in Eukaryota, Oomycota, Peronosporomycetes, Peronosporales, Peronosporaceae. The record is from RefSeq and is a predicted model, not a curated record. Gene Ontology annotation, molecular function: phosphatidylglycerophosphatase activity; protein binding; phosphoprotein phosphatase activity.